Messenger RNA from Aspergillus niger, 315 nucleotides. RefSeq lists its product as uncharacterized. Lineage: Eukaryota; Fungi; Ascomycota; Eurotiomycetes; Eurotiales; Aspergillaceae. Bases 1 to 315 code for a protein of 104 amino acids. The transcript is spliced from 2 exons. The record is from RefSeq and is a predicted model, not a curated record.
AUGGCCUCCAACCCCAACCCCGGCAACUUCGCCAACCGCCCCCAGGAAGAAGUCGAAGACAUCGCCCGCAAGGGUGGCCAGUCCAGCCACUCGGGCGGAUUCGCCUCCAUGGACGAGGAUAAGCAGCGCAACAUCGCCUCCAUGGGCGGCCAAGCCUCCAGUGGUAGCUUCCAGCCCGGCGAAGAACGGGCCCGGGAAGCCGGCCACAAGGGUGGAAUGGCAUCUGGAGGGAGCUUCGAGCCUGGAGAUCCCCGGGCUAGAGAGGCUGGUCGGAAGGGAGGAUCCAGGACUGCGGAGGAUAUGCCGGAGGAGUAA